This is a messenger RNA of Meloidogyne enterolobii, 798 nucleotides long. The record is from the annotation of a GenBank genome assembly. Lineage: Eukaryota; Metazoa; Nematoda; Chromadorea; Rhabditida; Meloidogynidae.
AUGAUUGAAGAAAAAUUACAAAAUGGAGAGAUUAUUUCAGAUAAUUCAACACCGACAAUAAAUUAUCAACAGCAACAACCAGGCACUUCCUCCAAUUCAUUUCAAGAUGGAAAUAUAGAGCAUUCAAAUCAACUUAAAACUACACCUUCGUUUAAAUCAGUUUAUGAUGAGGAUAUUGAUGAUAUAGAAGUCCCUUUACGUUGUGGUGUAGGUAGUUGCACCCCUGACUGGCUUCAAAAAUUACAUACGGCUAAAUGGCUAUUAUUAUUUCUUGGAAUAUGUGCAUUUAACCAGUCCUUUGUUAUUAAUGCUAUUUUCCCUGUGGAUCUUUCUACUUUAGAAAAACGUUUUCAUAUGACUAGUACUCAAACUGGUAUAAUAUCAAGUUGGUAUGAUUUGGCCGUCCUUCUUGUUGUAUUUCCUGUUUGCCAUUGGGGAAAUAUUGGCCAUAAAGGCCGUUGGAUUGGAAUAGGCUCUUUAAUUAUGGGUUUUGGCUCUUUUAUUUCUGCAAUGCCUCAUUUUAUUUCCUCUCCAUGGCCUAUUGAUAAUUUAAAUUCUAGUGAUUAUGGACAGUGUACUAACAGGGUUGAACUAAACGAACACUGUGAAAGCAGAAGAAGAGGAUUAUUAGAUGCCUGGUAUAUGAACCCUUAUUUCCUCAUAUUUUUGCUUGGCCAAACAUUCCACGGAUUUGGAGCUACACCCCUUUUCUCCCUUGGAACGGCUUAUCUAGACGAAAAUGUUUCACAAAAAUCAUCGCCUGUUUAUCUGGGUAAUCAAAAAUUAAUUUUAAAUUAA